Aureobasidium melanogenum CBS 110374 is the source of this 1053-nucleotide messenger RNA. RefSeq lists its product as uncharacterized. The record is from RefSeq and is a predicted model, not a curated record. NCBI's taxonomy places the organism in Eukaryota, Fungi, Ascomycota, Dothideomycetes, Dothideales, Saccotheciaceae. Bases 1 to 1053 code for a protein of 350 amino acids. The transcript has a single exon.
AUGCCGCACUGGCCUGUCUCCUACUUGACUCAUCAACAAUCAGACUUGUGUGAGCUUGGGUCGCGAGACCUAACACGGUGCCCUCCUUCCUGUUCACACCGACAAAUCAUCGACGAAAAGAUCCCGUUAGAUCCUGAAGAAGUUCGCGGGAUCCCAUCUCCAGAACCAGGGUUGACUCAGAGUGACUCUCAGAUAACCACCUUGAUCAGAGGAGCAACACCAACCCCUGGCCUACAAAUCCGCAUCCUCGAUCCGAAGAAGAACAAAUGGGGAUAUACUCCUCGCACCAGAAAGAGCGACUGCGAUGCCUGUGGCAGCGGUCAAGGUUCACAUGGAUUCGCAUGCUCGGCCUUGGGACAGCGAGCCGUCGACCAAGCUUUCCAGCGCGUUCUGACGACAGUCCAACACUUUCUGACUUAUAUGCUCAUCGACGAUGCCUUGCGAGCCCUCAAAAAGAUGGAACCCAUCCAGAACAGGUUCUUAUCACCGGAUAUAAAAGCUGAGGUGCCUUCCAUUAUGUUGGCGAUGGGUCUUGAUUGGGACACUACAUGCGCUCAUCCUUUCCUGAAACGCUUGCUCAAUCUUUAUGGACUGGAAGAAGGGGUUGUAUGCGUCAAGGGGUCAGAGUCUACCGACGGUGGAGUUGACAUGAUUCUCUGUCUGAAAGAGAGCUUUUGGCGUGCGCACCAAACGAAUUGCGAUGCGUUCAACUCCAUUCCCAUAUGUCCAAUCGUGGUCCAGAAAAGCUCUCGCGAUGACUCGAUGGAGCGUCUCAAGAAGUGGUGCUUGGAGUACUUUGAUUAUCUCGAGCGAAUCCAAAUCCCGCACCCGUAUGAUGAAAAUCGAUGGCCACUUCCGUACUUUGUGGUGGAUGGAGAUUGGUGGAAAGUUGGGUUUGCUAUCAGAGUCGGAAGCACUGUCGAGCUGUAUGACGAAUCAAUCAGCUCCAUGGGAUGGGUGAACGGUGUUCGGAAAGUAAUGAUCGUCCUCCAAUAUGUCAUCAAGUCGACAGCCGAACGACAUCGCGAGUGGUAUCUCGAACACGGCGAAUAA